Aureobasidium melanogenum CBS 110374 is the source of this 858-nucleotide messenger RNA. RefSeq lists its product as uncharacterized. The transcript has 3 exons. Gene Ontology annotation, cellular component: membrane; Golgi apparatus. The coding region runs from base 1 to 858 and encodes 285 amino acids. Lineage: Eukaryota; Fungi; Ascomycota; Dothideomycetes; Dothideales; Saccotheciaceae. Gene Ontology annotation, molecular function: CDP-diacylglycerol-inositol 3-phosphatidyltransferase activity. Gene Ontology annotation, biological process: phosphatidylinositol biosynthetic process. The record is from RefSeq and is a predicted model, not a curated record.
AUGUCAGCCAGAGCCGCUGCUCAGGCUCCUGCGCAGAAUGCUCAAGUCACUGCUGUGAAUGCGCCUAAAGAGAACAUCUUCAUGUUCGUGCCAAACUUGAUUGGCUACGCCCGUGUCUUUCUCGCAAUCGGCUCGCUAAACUACAUGCCCCUUCAUCCUCGAACAUGCGCCCUUCUAUACAGCAUAUCAUGUCUACUGGACGCUCUCGAUGGCUACGCCGCACGUGCUUUCAACCAGUCCACAAAGUUUGGUGCCGUGCUAGAUAUGGUGACUGAUCGUUGCACCACCACAUGUCUCCUCGUUUUCCUGUCAACCGCCAUGCCUCGCUGGAGCAUGGUCUUCCAACUCCUCAUCAGUCUCGACUUUACCAGCCACUACAUGCACAUGUAUGCCACUCUUGCCAUGGGUGGUAGCAGCAGCAGCCACAAGAACAUUGAUGCAAAGAGAAGCAAGAUCAUGCACUUGUACUACACCAACCGCACCGUUUUGUUCGUGUGCUGUGCCUUGAACGAGCUUUUCUUCAUUGCCCUCUAUCUGCUCGCUUUCUCUUCGCCGUACCUUACUCCUUCGCUCUUGCAACCUGCUGGUGAGGGGGCUUCUCUGCAGCCAGGUUCGCCAAUCCUGCCCCCUAAGCCUUCGACAAUCUUUUCCAGCCCAUGGUCCGCUGGCGCAAUGGAGAUGGCCAGAGCCAACAAGAUGGAUAGUACCGUCCCAUGGAUUCUAGUCAUCGUCUCCGCUCCCGUCAUGCUGUUCAAGCAGUGGGUCAACGUUGUCCAGAUCGUCAAGGCCAGUGAGUGGCUCGCUCAGGGUGAUCUCGCCGAUCGCGCAAAGGCCGGACUGCCCAAGAAGACACAAUAG